CUACUUAUCCAGAAUUUAUUAUAUACUUUUUAAGGUCUCCAAUGGGUCCCUACUUUUUCAGUAACGAGAUGAUCUCCUCGAUAAUGAAAAUAUAAUUUGAAAUAUUUAGUCUCGGCACAUGUUACUACACUUAAAUUCUUAUGAUUUCGAAACCACACGCGACAUCGUUGUGACUUGGUCCACGCGCGACGACACUAAAGCGUCCAUCUGCGAAUAUGGCCUUGAAACGUUUGAGUUUGUGCAAAAGGCAACAGAGCCACCAAAAAAGUUUGUGGAUGGCGGCAGCGCGCACAGCGUACAAUACAUACAUCGCGUGACUUUGUCUAAUUUGCAACCAGAAAAGCGUUAUAUUUACCAUUGUGGCAGCAAGCUUGGCUGGUCGCCACAAUUUUGGUUCCGCACACCACCGACGCAUGCGGAUUGGUCGCCCACACUAGCGAUAUACGGUGAUUUGGGCAAUGAGAAUGCGCAGUCUUUGCCGCGCUUGCAGCAGGACACGCAACGCGACAUGUACGAUGCCAUUUUGCACGUGGGCGAUUUCGCUUACGAUAUGCAUUCAGAGAAUGCCGCCGUUGGCGAUGAGUUCAUGCGCCAAGUGGAGGCCAUAGCAGCUUAUGUACCGUAUAUGGUGUGUGCGGGCAAUCACGAGCAGACCUACAAUUUUUCGAAUUAUCGCGCGCGCUUUAAUAUGCCCGGCGGCACGGAGAAUCUAUUCUAUAGCUUCGAUUUGGGUCCCAUACACUUUGUGGCCUUCUCAACCGAGCUCUACUACUUUCUCCACUACGGCUUGAAGAGUUUAGUUUCGCAGUACGAGUGGCUGGUGCGUGACUUAGAGACGGCGAAUCGACCAGAGAACCGCAAAACACGUCCUUGGAUAAUAACCUUUGCACAUCGUCCGAUGUAUUGUAGUAAUGACAACGGUGAUGACUGUUCCAAGCAUGAAACGGUUGUGCGCGCUGGUUUGCCGGUAUUGCAUAUGUUCGGCCUGGAGAAACUGUUCUAUGAGCAGGGCGUCGAUGUCGCGAUAUGGGCGCAUGAACAUUGCUAUGAGCGUUUGUGGCCCAUCUAUGAUUACAAAGUGUUUAAUGGCUCACUGACCGCGCCUUAUCGCAAUCCACGUGCGCCUGUGCACAUUAUAACCGGUUCGGCGGGUAAUAAGGAGGGGCGUGAGCCCUUCUUUAAAGUGAUGCCCAAGUGGAGCGCAUUUCAUAGUCAGGAUUUCGGUUAUACUCGUCUCAAGGCGCACAACGACACACAUUUGUACUUUGAACAGGUGUCCGAUGACAAGGAUGGGCAGAUUAUUGAUGCAUUCUGGGUUGUCAAGGACAAGCAUGGCAGUUAUGUCGAGGAGUAAACGUUUAAAAGGACAUGAGAAAUAGCAAUAACAAUAAUAAUAACGAUAAAAGCAAUCUCUAACCUCAAAAUAUUACACAUUCGUAUUUUUUUUUUAUAUAUUUAUGCAUUUUAUGACAAAAAUUAUCAAAAUAUACUUAAAUAUUGCAAAAUAUGCAUUCCAUUAUUAUAUAAAAAUUUUUAUACAAAAAUUAAAAACAUUAAACGAUGGCUGUGUGAAGAUUUGCUUUGUAAGUGAAAAUUCAAAAAUAAAAAU
This is a messenger RNA of Bactrocera latifrons, 1609 nucleotides long. RefSeq names its product acid phosphatase type 7-like. Lineage: Eukaryota; Metazoa; Arthropoda; Insecta; Diptera; Tephritidae. Gene Ontology annotation, molecular function: acid phosphatase activity; metal ion binding. The record is from RefSeq and is a predicted model, not a curated record.